Messenger RNA from Penicillium vulpinum, 1362 nucleotides. Its product is annotated as fungal specific transcription factor domain-containing protein. The record is from RefSeq and is a predicted model, not a curated record. Lineage: Eukaryota; Fungi; Ascomycota; Eurotiomycetes; Eurotiales; Aspergillaceae. Gene Ontology annotation, cellular component: nucleus. The transcript has 4 exons. Gene Ontology annotation, biological process: regulation of DNA-templated transcription. Gene Ontology annotation, molecular function: DNA-binding transcription factor activity, RNA polymerase II-specific; transcription cis-regulatory region binding. Bases 1 to 1362 code for a protein of 453 amino acids.
AUGAAUCUUAUCCAAGAGAUCCGACAUAACAUCACUUUACAUGAACAGCCAGCGACCAGCGAUGACAGCGCCGAAGACAUUAUAAUCAACGGUAUAGUUUCUGAGGAACUCGCGGUCAUGCUGCUUAGAGGAUUCUCGAAAUUAUCAAACCGUUGGUUAUUCAUGACUACAGACCCCAUCCAGCUACGCACCAAAUCGCCGCUCCUAUUUGGUACUUGUAUCUUGGCAGGCCUCCAUAUUACCCCCUCCCUUUAUGGGUCGCCAACACAUCAAGCUUUGUAUCGCCAUAUUCACGGACUACUGGGUCAGGCACAUCUUUCUCCCGCUACCUCGCUCGACACAAUACAGUCUAUGUUGAUUUUCUCUAUGUGGGACCUACGACCAACGCUGGGCCCUGACCAUAGUACCUCGUGGCUUCUUAGUGGCACAGCGGCUAUGCGGGUGAUUAUGACUACUCCCUUUGGACAGCUUCCAAAAACAAGCGACGCCGAUGGACGCGAACGAACCCAAGCACAAGAGAUAAUGCGCACAUGGAACUUGAUUUGCCUCUGUCAAUUACAGUUUUCUGUGGGCUCUGGUCGUCCACCGAUUAUAUCCAGUCAGUACUUUGACGAAUGUAUCAAAGUCCUCGAUUUUCCAUCAUACAAUGCACGCGACGAACUUGUUCUGGCUGGAGUCAGGUUAUACCGGCUCCUUUGGGAAAUUAUAAACUCAAAUGUGAUACAAAAGGGGAGUGUUGUUUGGCCCGAAAUCGACGAUUUGCAAAAGUCCCAGGAGAACAUUUAUAAGCUAGAUUCCUCUGAGCCACUACGGUUCGCAUACUCUUGCGCCUAUCUGAUUCUAGCACGUCGCACGCUGCAACAUAUGAGCGAAACCCAACCUGAGGAGAUGAGCAACCCUAAAAUUACACCAGAGGAACCAAAACUCCCAUUGAUUCAGUUUGCGAUUAGCCAGUCGCAUCGGCUCUUAAAUCUAUUCGUUUCCAUGUCAGAUUUGACCACUUACAGACAUCCUACUUACGAAAACGUGCUUUGUUCCUUUGCGAUGGUGACACUGGCCGAGUUUGUAACCCAUUUAGAUGAUGUGGGGAGUAUAAUUAUUCUCAUGGAACAAGCUGUCUCACAUAUUCAAUGUGGAGGCAAGGCCGAGCCUGUGGGUCGGUGGUCUCUGAACAUCAUGAAGCAACAUGUUGCAGAUAGGAUUGAGCAAGAAGAUUGUGUGACUUCGAUGGGGGAGAAUAGCACAGGGAUUUAUAUGCCGCAGUCAAUUGAAACUGCUACUGAGCCCUGGGUGUGUAACGAAUGGAGUGUCGAACAGGAGUUUCCAUCGCUUGAAGAUAUGUUCUUUGGCAAUGUGAUUUGA